This is a messenger RNA of Oppia nitens, 1178 nucleotides long. RefSeq lists its product as uncharacterized. The record is from RefSeq and is a predicted model, not a curated record. Bases 271 to 1155 code for a protein of 294 amino acids. Lineage: Eukaryota; Metazoa; Arthropoda; Arachnida; Sarcoptiformes; Oppiidae. The transcript has 2 exons.
AAUAGUAUAAUACAAGUGCACAACAUUUGCGACAUAAAGUUAAGACACUUUGCCAUCAAAUAUCCGAUACCUAAGACUACGACCCGAUUGCCAUUCAAACGUAAUCAGUUGGACCUAACUGUCAGCGACGAUGAACUAAACCGGUGGCUAUACCGACAGUUUCCGACCAGUAAUCUAGCGGACAAUGACUACCGGCGACAGGUUCUCAGUGCCGAAAUAGCUACCGCUUAUUACUAUCCGCUGUGCGAGGACAGGGACCGCUACUGUCAUAUGUUACAGUUUAUGGUCUAUUUUGUUAUUAUGGACGACAAAAACGAUGAACCGGCCGGUCCGUUAGGUAUCGAAAAUUGGGAUGAAUGUUGCCGUGUUUGGUCUCAGGUACCGAAACUAGUGGCCAGUAUAGGUGGUAACGGCAGCGAUGGCAGUAACGGUGACCAAAUCAGUAACAGCAGUAGUAGUAUUGGUAGUCAAGUACCGGCGGUAGAGCCCUAUGUUAGUCAAAUAGAGCCGACAUUUACCGAUAUUUAUCGGUCAUUCACUAGUCAACAGUGGCGUCGUUUUGUCGACAACUGGUUGGACUACGGGAGCGGUAAUGUCGAACAAAAUGCUUACAAUGGCCGAUGGUUUUCAUCUGUGGAUCAAUUACUUAAAAAUCGCCGCAAAACUGCUGGUGUAAUACCGACGACAAUAACCCUGGACUAUGCCUACAAGUUUGAGCUACCGGAGCGCGACUGGUUGGACCCGCGUAUGCAAACAUUGAUUCAAUUGGCAACCGACCAGAUUAUAUUAGUCAACGAUUUGUUUUCGUUUGAAAAAGAGCUAAUGGCCAACAUUGGACAACUACCUGUUACUACUACUACGGGCACCGGUAGUGAUGAUGCUGAUCGUCAGGUAUUGCCGCAAAUGGCCAACACUGUGGCCAUAACUGCUGUCCAGCGUAACUGUCCUAUAGUUGAAGCACAGACAGUCAUUAUCGAUACUAUUGAACAAUUGGAGUCAGAAAUCAUAAAACUAGUUAUCGAUUGGGAAACCGGUGGCCGCCAGUCGUUACCGUUAAGUACCGGUGCCCGUCAGUUCAUCAAUGGCCUACUUUAUAUGGCCGGCGGUAACUAUAUGUUUAGUAUUGGUUGCGAUCGUUAUAAUAAAUUCAAAUAAAUAAUUUGCUGACAUUUUUUUAU